This is a messenger RNA of Magnusiomyces paraingens, 1308 nucleotides long. RefSeq lists its product as uncharacterized. The record is from RefSeq and is a predicted model, not a curated record. Bases 1 to 1308 code for a protein of 435 amino acids. Gene Ontology annotation, biological process: fungal-type cell wall organization. Gene Ontology annotation, cellular component: fungal-type cell wall; plasma membrane. The transcript has 2 exons. NCBI's taxonomy places the organism in Eukaryota, Fungi, Ascomycota, Dipodascomycetes, Dipodascales, Dipodascaceae.
AUGCUCUUCACAAAGGCCUUUCUCGCUUCUUUGGCCAUGGCUUCUUCUGCCUAUGGUCAAUCAACCGUCUCUUCAGCUUCUUCAGCUUCUUCUGCCUCUAAAACUUCUACUGCCUCGGCUGCUGCCUCUUCUAGUGCUUUGGCUGUCUGCUCUUCAACCUUGACCGCUUCAUCCCAGGCUGACCUCGACACCAUUUCCUCAUGCUCUACCUUUAAGGGAGAUAUUAUCCUCGCCUCUCCCAUCACUGCUGCCGCUAUUAACGGUGUCCAGGCCAUUACUGGCUCUCUUUCAGUCGUCAAUAUUACUACAUUGACCUCCCUCUCAGCUCCUCAACUCGGCAAUGUCUCUGAUACUGUCGACCUUCGCAUCUUGGAAGCCCUCACCGAGGUUAACUUCCCUAGUCUUACCCAGGCUUCCACCCUUAACCUGGUGACUAUGAAUAAGAUUAGCACUAUUAACUUUGCCGCUGGCGUUUCCUCUCUUGACACUCUUGUUGUGUCUGACACUUCCCUUACCUCCAUUUCUGGUGUCAACCCUACCAAGUUGACCACCCUCAACAUUAACAAUAACAAGUACCUUACAGCCUUGAACUUUUCUCUUACUUAUGUCUACGAGCUUGACAUUUCCUCCACCGCCAACUCGGUCUCUAUUAACCUCCCCAAGCUCACUUCGGCCCACAAUGCCACUUUCCGUGAUGCCUCCUCCAUCAACAUUGCCAAUGUUUCCCUUGUUAACUCUACUCUUUCCUUUGUCAACACUACCGUUAAGAACAUUCAGCUCCCCAAGCUUACUGAUAUUGAAGGUUCUUUGGCCAUUGUCUCUAACUCUCAACUCACCAACAUUUCUUUCCCUCUUUUGACUGUUAUUGGUGGUGGUUUCCAAAUUGCCAACAACUCUAAGCUUGCUUCCUUCUCUGGUUUCCCCCUUCUUGAGACUGUUGGUGGUGCCAUUGACUUUGUUGGUGACUUUGACAAUGCUACUCUUCCUGAACUUAGUACUGUUCGUGGUGGUGUCACUGUUGACUCUUCCUCUGAGGACUUUAACUGCUCUUCUUGGAAUGCUCUUCAGUCUGCCAAUGGUAUCCGUGGUGACUCUUAUGUCUGCAAGGCUGCUACUGUCUCUACUUCUGUUGCCAUUGCUUCCACUGCCACUGCCUCUUCCAACUCUAAGACUUCUUCUGCUGCUUCUGCUACUGCCACUGGUGAAUCUUCUUCCUCUUCUUCUUCCAAGAAUGGUGCUGUUGGCUCUUAUGGUCUUGAGUCUUCUUUGUUUGGCGCCAUUGCUCUCUUUGUUCUUCAGUUUAUUUAA